Messenger RNA from Corythoichthys intestinalis (scribbled pipefish), 2582 nucleotides. RefSeq names its product solute carrier family 35 member D3 (gene slc35d3). Bases 221 to 1459 code for a protein of 412 amino acids. Gene Ontology annotation, cellular component: Golgi apparatus. The record is from RefSeq and is a predicted model, not a curated record. Lineage: Eukaryota; Metazoa; Chordata; Actinopteri; Syngnathiformes; Syngnathidae. The transcript has 4 exons. Gene Ontology annotation, molecular function: antiporter activity.
AAAAGGGGAUUAUUUGAAGUGUGGGCACCUUAAUCUGGAUUGGAAGCCCCUUCGCAACAUUCUUCCUUCCACACGUCAAGUGCGCUUGCGCGUGCGCUUGUGCGCGGCGGAGUGGGAAAGGUCCUCCCCCGAGUGGCGCCGAUCGAGGCGAGCCCUCGCUCGCCUCCAUUCGUCCGUUUCUCUCUAGUCGCUCGGCGGCUGCAAUCCGCUCGCUCGGACGAUGGAGGCGAUGCGCGGGCGCGCGCCCGGCAUCCUGGUGGCGGUGGCGCACGGCGUCUUUUCGGGGAGCCUGAACAUCCUGCUCAAGUUCCUGAUCAGCAGCCUGCACUUUCGCUUCCUCACCUUGCUCCAGCUGUGCACGUGCGCCGCCGCCGCGCUCGGCUUGGAGAUCCUUCGCAGGCUCGGCAGGGUCGACGUGCCCGCUUUCAGCCUCAACCUUGCCAAGGAAUUUGCGCCAGUGUGCAUCCUGUCCACGCUACAGUCGACGCUGACGCUGUGGUCGCUGCGCGGCCUCAGCCUGCCCAUGUAUGUGGUCUUCAAGCGCUGUCUGCCCUUCUUCACACUGACCAUCGGGGUUUGCGUCCUGCGCAACGGCGUGCCCUCGCCCGGCGUGCUGGCCGCCGUGGCCAUCACCACCGGGGGCGCCGCGCUCGCCGGUGCGGGUGACCUGGGCGGCGACCCCUUCGGUUACGUGACGGGCGUCCUGACCGUCAUCGUCCACGCCUCCAAUCUAGUCCUCAUCCAGAAGACCGGCGCCGACAGCGAGCACGGAGCGCUCACGGCGCAGUACGCCAUCGCCAUCAUGGCCACUCCGGUCCUGCUGGUGUGCGCCGUGAUCUCGUCGGACGCCGUGUACAUGUGGUCGUACCCAGGCUGGAGCGACAUCCGCGUGGCGUCGCUCUUCCUGUGCAGCGUGGUCCUCGGCUGCGCCAUGAACUUCACCACUUUCCACUGCACUUACCUCAACUCUGCCGUCACCACCAGCUUCGUGGGCGUGGUCAAGAGCGUGGUCACCAUCACGGUGGGCAUGCUGGCCUUCGACGACGUGGCGCCCACCGCGCUAUUCGUCGGCGGCGUGGUGGUUAACACGGUGGGCUCCGUCACCUACUGCGUGGUCAAGUAUUUUGAGAUUAAGAAGAGGAGUUCCUACGACCGCCUGGAGGGCGGCGCCAAAGACGCGGCUCCCUCCGGUGAGUCGCGCGCCCUCGAUGCCCUGACUUCCGGUGAGCCGCGCCCCGUCGACGCCCCGGCGGAGAACGCGGACGAUGUGGGAGGCACGCCCGCCUUCACCGUGACGAACGAGAACGUGGCGGAGAAGCAAAAGGAACGGCCACGCGAGGACGCCGCGCCUUUGGGGCGGGCGUCGGGCGACUUUCUGGGCGUGUGGCGCUCUGUCAGGCAGCUGUGCUCGGCGAAGGGCGACCCGCUCAUCCACAACAUGGAGCAGCCGAGCCCUUGACGUACCAACAAAAAAAAAAAAAAGGACUACCAAAAAUGAAAUUGUCCGAUCUGGUGAAAAAAAAACACUUCUUUUGACGAACAGCAUGCAACGCUAAGCUACUCGCGAAAUGGUCCGACCCGUUUUCUCACGGACGCCGUUCCAGUUGCUUGGUUUCCGCCACGUUUAUUUUGACGCUAACAGAAAGCGGCGGCGCCACGUUGGCGUCAAUGCCCUCGAGCCGCCGUUGCUUCCCGUUAGCGCUAAUGGGCGACGACGUCGGAGUCCCAGAAAGAUGGGAGCCCCCCCACGCUGCCGGCGUCACUUUCAAAAAAGGAAAUAAGAAGCUAUGAUUACUAUUGAUUUUUUCCCCCAAGAUCAUUUAACGCUUCGAGUCGGGCGAGCGGUCAGAAAAGGGGCCCGGGGUGCAUGUGUGUCUCCGACGCAUGAACAACCGUACGCAUGCGUGGGCGCGAGCGAGCGUGCCGGACGCACGCAAAUCAAAGAACAUUGUCGCGACGCACGUGGGCGCUAACGAGCUAAUUGUGUUUUGCUCCGGACCGAACGCUGUCAGCAUGAUGCCUGCCGUUCGAGAAAUGUUCAUUAAAAAUGGCAACGUGUGAUUCGCUGUCGUCGUGGAGCUGAAUGUUGUUUGUGUGUGACAAGAUCAAGAGGAGGAAAAAGGAAGCUGUGAAAAAACUGACACGUGGUCACAAAUGGCUCGGUUUUUUCCACUUGCGAGCGCGCGUUCAGGUAAUGGCGUGAUUGCUGUGAUGGCGGCGACCUGUUCUUUCCAUCUUUCCGACACUGGCGCGCAAUGUUCUGGCUGCUGGGGAAAAAGUGUCAGCAAUUUUCCAAAUGACGCCAACCGGAUGACCGACAAGUCUCAAAAUUAGCUGCAGUUGUUCUCGGUCGGUUGGACUCCAACUGGGUUUGUCAGGACGAGAUUUGCAAUUUGUGCAAUCUGACUGGGACCGCUCAUUUCUUUGUUUGCUCUGCCUUGAAGGGAGGAGCUGAUUGUCGUCAACCGUUUCUCUUCAGAGGGCCGGUCGACUAUCUUUUAGAGCAGGGGUCUCCAACCACUUUUGCACCACGGACCGGUGUGAUUUGGGUCUUUUUUCACAGACCAGCGGUCUUUCAAAUU